Molecule: messenger RNA, 223 nt
Organism: Sphaeroforma arctica JP610
Lineage: Eukaryota; Ichthyosporea; Ichthyophonida
Exons: 2
Biological process (GO): mitotic sister chromatid cohesion
Cellular component (GO): NatA complex
Source: RefSeq, a predicted model, not a curated record
AUGUUGAAAUCACUCAAUUCGGCAAUCUUCCCAGUGUCGUACACCGCAGAUUUUUAUAAAAAAGUUAUAAAAUCAGGAAUUAUGGCACGGCUGGCCGUCGAGAAUGGGGUCGCUAUUGGGGCGGUGUGUGCCCGAGUGGAGAUAGACAAACAACAUAGCGGAAGGCAAAUCGCAUAUGUGAUGACAUUGGGCUGCCUUGCGCCAUGGAGACGCAAAGGAAUUG